UGCUGCCGGAGUUUCAGCCAGGAAAAUCCCUUCUUGCAGGAGUUUGUCGGAGCCCUCUCCUCUGAUCUGCAAGCACCAUGGACCCCCAGCAGCCAGCCACGUGCUGCUGCGGGAGAGGAUUUUCGGCGGAGGGAGCAGAGAGGCAGUAAACUUCAGGAGAGGUCUCUCCUGUUGCAACAGGACUCAAAGAGGCACCACACCAUGGAAGUCACUAUCAGGAGGCACUUCCUGAGUUUUGCUGUUUUCCUGAUGCACUGUGUGGUCCACAGGGUGAGCUGUGAGAAGGGCAGCACUUCCCCUCUGCACUUCACCCACUUCUUCUACAAUGCCACCAUCUAUGAGAACUCAGCCCCCAAGACCUACGUGGAGAGCUACGUCAAAAUGGGUAUUUACAAGAGAGACCCUGAGUGGGACAUCAGGUACAGAAUAGCCUCUGGAGACAACACUGGUCUGUUUAAAACAGAGGAGCACGUGAUCGGGGAUUUCUGCUUCUUGAGAAUAAGAACCAGGAGCAGCAACACAGCACUUUUAAACCGUGAGGUCAAAGACAGUUACAUGCUAAUAAUCAAGGCCACAGAGAGCACCUUUGCCUAUGAAGCUUGGGCCAAAGUCUUGAUCCACAUUCUGGACAGAAAUGACUUGAAACCUCUCUUUUCACCCCCCUCCUACAAAGUGUCCGUCAGAGAAGACACUCCUCUAAAAACAGUGGUCAGCACACUCAGUGCCACUGAUGCUGAUGCUGGCCAGAAUGCUGAGUUCUACUACUCCCUAAAUACCAAGUCCAACCUAUUCACCGUCCACCCCACCACAGGGGCAGUUAUGAUCACAGGUAGGCUGAACAGCACCCAUCGAGGCAGGCACCACCUGCAGGUUUUGGCUGUGGACAGAAUGAGAAAGAUCAUGGAGGGGAAUGGCUUUGGGAACUUGGCCAGUCUCACGAUCCAGGUGGAGCCAUCUACCAGGAAACCGCCCUCUAUCUCUUCAGUGAAGGUGACAUCGCCUGACUCAGAUGACGACUUUGUCUAUGCAACUCUGUCUGUAGAAAGUGGUGACUCAGAAGCAGGGAUUGAUUCAGUUGACCUUGUGGAUGGAGAUCCAGGAAGACAUUUCAAAACCAUCAAAUCCUACGUUGGGAGCACUGAGUUCAUCAUUGUGUCAAACAAAGAGAUCAACUGGCUACUUUACCCGUUUGGUUUCAACCUCAGUCUGCAAGCCAAGGACAAGGGCAAGCCACCGCUGUUCUCUCCUGUUAGAGAGGUCCACAUACCUCCCUCCAAGUAUGUUUCUGCCAGGUUUGAGAAAGAAGUGUACCGGGUCCAGCUCAGUGAAUUUUCCCCAGCUGGAAGCCAAGUUGUUAUGGUGAAGGUCACACCAGUCUUCCCAAAUCUUAAAUAUAUUUUGAGACCCACUUCUGACAGCACAAGCUUUAAAAUCAAUCCUCACACCGGACUGAUAACUACAGUCAGAGCAAUGGACUUCCAUGAGCAGUCUCAUUUUGAACUUGAAGUUACAGCCAUUAACAGUCACACAUCCACGACUGUUGUCAUUGACAUCACUGACUGCAACAAUCACGCUCCAAGUUUUACUCAGUCUUCGUACCGCGGGGCCUUUGAUGAAAAUGUUCCUCCUGGUACCAGUGUCUUAACAGUAAGGGCUACAGAUGAAGAUGAAGGAGACAAUGGCUUUGUCACCUACAGCAUAGCCAACCAGAAAUCAGUUCCCUUUGUCAUUGACCCCUAUUCUGGCAUCAUUUCCACCUCCAAGUCGAUGGACUAUGAAUUGAUGCAGAGGUGGUAUCACCUGCGGGUGUGGGCAUCAGAUUGGGGCUCACCCUUCCGCCAUGAAACAGAAGUGUAUGUGUCCCUCAUGCUGAGCAAUGUCAAUGACAAUGCUCCUGUGUUUGAGAAGGCAGGCUGCAGUGGCACCAUCCCACGGGACUUUCCUGUUGGGAACCCUGUGGCCACGGUGUCUGCAAUCGACAGUGAUGAGCUGCAGCAUAUCAAAUAUGAAAUCAAGUCUGGCAACGAGUUACAGCAUUUUGAACUGAAUCCCGUCUCUGGAGUAAUAUCCCUUAGAAUAUCUCUGCGAGAUCUUCCUUCUGAACAGCCACUUUUCUACUCUUUGAAAAUAACUGCAACAGAUGGAGAGAACUAUGCUUUGCCAACAUCUGUAAACAUCACUGUGGUCGGCCAAGGUCUCCCUGUCAAAAUGCAGUGUGAGGAAACAGGAGUCUUGAAACAACUGACAGAAACUAUCAUACACUCCAUCGAGUCUCAGUCUCAAGGCCAUGGGCAGGAUGAUGAAACAUCUCUGAACUUGCACCUUAUAAACCAUAAUGCUCCUAAGUUUGAUGACAGCUUUCCACGAUCUAUCGAUAUCAUAGAGACCGUUCCCAUCAACUCAACUAUUGCUGACCUUUCAGCUAUUGAUCCUGACACUGGUUUUAAUGGAAAACUGGUCUAUGUGAUCUCAGAUGGAAAUGAUGACAGUUGCUUUACCAUUGACGUGGAACUGGGUCUCCUUCAAGUCCUUUCUCCUCUAGAUCAUGAACGAACCAGCUUCUACAUUCUUAACAUUACUGUGUACGACCUUGGUACACCACAAAAAUCAUCUUGGAAACUCUUGGCUGUGAAUGUGUUGGAUACCAAUGAUAACACUCCUAAAUUCCCACAAGGUGCCUACUGGGUGGCAAUACCAGAACAUGUAGCAACAGGGACAACAAUAGCUCAACUGAAAGCAGAAGAUGCUGAUACAGAUGACAAUGGGAGAGUAAAAUAUUCUCUCCUAACCCCCACUGACAAGUUUGCCAUUAACAGUGUCACUGGAGAAGUGAUGGUUACAGGUGCUCUGGAUAGAGAAUUGUGGCCCUCCUAUGUGCUGAAAAUAGAAGCAAGAGACCAGCCCAAAACAGGCUACCAGCUGUUCUCCAUUACAGACCUGGUUGUGACUCUGGAGGAUGUAAAUGACAACACCCCACAGUGCCUCCCAGCCCUCAACAGUGUGAUGGUCCCAGAGGAUCUACCCAUGGGAACCGUCCUCCUGUUCCUGGAGGCUUUUGACCCAGAUGCUGGUUCUGGGGGUGAAGUGAGGUACAGCCUCGUUAAUGAUGAGGACAUGAUGUUUCAUGUGGAUAAGCUGACCGGGGCACUCCGGUUGGAGAAGGAGCUGGACUAUGAGAAGAAGGACUCUUACAAUCUAACCGUGCAGGUCAGUGACGGCGGGAAGCCCUUCUCCCGCUCUUCCCUCUGCCACCUGGAAGUGAACAUCAUUGAUGUCAACGAGAACUUGCACCCACCACGCUUUGCCUCCUUUGUCUUCAAAGGCUGGGUGCAGGAGAACAGCCCUAAGGGCACAUCAGUGAUGAUGGUCACAGCCAAGGAUAUUGACAAGGGGAAGGAUGGAGAGGUUCAAUAUUUCCUCCGAGAAGGCACUGGCAUGUCCGUCUUCCGCAUUGAAAAGGACACAGGCACCAUACGGACCAUAGGAUCACUUGACCGAGAAGGAACAUCUCACUACUGGCUGACAGUGCUUGCUCUUGACCUGGGAACAAUUCCUCUCUCUUCCGUGACUGAAAUUUAUAUUGAAGUCACUGAUACCAAUGACAAUCCACCUCAGAUGUCCAGACCUGUCUUCUAUGCCUCUGUGAUGGAGAAUUCCCCACCAAACACAUCUGUCCUUCAGCUUGAUGCCUUCGAUCCAGACUCUAGCUCAGAGGGAAAACUGACUUUUCACAUCCUAACUGGAAAUCCUCAAGGACUUUUUGCCAUUAACCUCAUUACAGGUUUGAUUUCUACAACUUCACGGCAGCUGGAUCGAGAAUACAAGGCUGAACAUAUCCUAGAGGUGGCUGUUUCUGACAAUGGAGAGCCAGCCCUGAAGUCCACCAGCAGAGUCGUGAUACAAGUCCUGGAUGCCAACGACAGUCCUCCCAGUUUCCCCCACAAGCUCUUCAUGGUGCAGCUCCCUGAGAGAGAGGCCUCAGAGACACCAUUGCCAGUCUACAGGCUGAUUGCUUCGGACCGUGACCAGGGCCAGAACAGCCAGAUCACCUACACCAUCGAGGAGGAAGAGGAGGGGAUAUUCACCAUCAACCCCACAACCGGCACAGUCUUCUCCAGGAAAGCUUUUCCUGCCUCUGAAUACAACAUACUCACGGUCAAGGCAACAGACGGUGGCAGCCCCCCGCUCUCCUCCCACGUGCGACUUCACAUCAGCUGGGUCACCCGGCCCGGCCCUUCCUCCGAGCCACUGGCUUUUGAUGAACCCCAUUUUAACUUUGCCGUGAUGGAAACAGAUCCUGUAAACCAUAUGGUGGGAGUGAUCAGCAUUGAAAUGGGCCCCAGCCAAGUGUGGUUUAAUAUCACAGGUGGUGAUGAUGACAUGGAUUUUGACAUUGAAAAGAGUACAGGCAGCAUGGUCAUUGCAAGACCCCUUGAUGCAAGGAAGAAGUCAAGCUAUAACCUGACAGUAGAAGUCACUGAUGGGUCCAAUACGAUCAAAACCCAGGCAUUUAUCCACGUUAUUGACAUCAACCAGCACCGUCCCCAGUUCCUGGAGAGCCAUUAUGAUGUGAGGAUUCCUGAAGAUACCCCCUCAGGGAGAGAAAUCCUUCGAGUCAGUGCAACAGACAAGGAUAAAGGAAAGGGGCUCAUCUACACCAUCCAUGGCAGUGUGGACCCCAAAAGCUCAAGACUUUUCCAGUUGGAUCCAAACAGUGGAGCCCUCACAACAGCAGAAGGCUUCAGUUCCCAGCCCAUGCCUCAGCACACCCUCACAGUGAUGGUGCGAGACCAGGAGGUCCCCAUCAAGCGGAACUUUGUCCGAGUCAUCGUCCAUGUGGACAGCUGCAACCUCCACCCUCCGCAGUUCAGCAGCAUCCACUAUGAAGCAGAAGUACUGGACUCAGCAGUGGUGGGCACAGAGGUUAUACAAGUCAGAGCCCUUGAUCAGGACCAAGGAGCUAAUGCUGAAAUCCACUACUCCCUUCAGGCAGGUAAUGGGGAAGGCUUCUUUAGCAUCGACUCAUAUUCUGGAAUUAUUACAGUUGCCCAGAAACUGGAUCCAUCCAGACAGGAUCGAUUUACUCUUAUUGUAAAAGCAGAAGAUCGGGGGUUCCCUCAGCUUAAAGAUUCUGCUACGGUCCAUGUCCGCAUUAGACCCUCUGAUCGAACCCCUCCAAAAUUUCCAGAGGCCGAGUACAUCACAGAGAUCAGUGAAUCCACUGCUAUUGGCUCUCCUCUAAUCCAGGUUUCAGCCACAAGCUUGUCACCAGUCAGCUAUGAAAUAAAAGAUGGAAAUGGAGAUGGAGUGUUCUCCAUGAACUAUCAGUCAGGCCUUAUUUCCACUCAGAAGAGCUUAGAUUUUGAGCAGGUGUCUUUUUACCAGUUGAAGGUCCGUGGCACCAACAUGGCUGGAGCUUUUAUGGACACAGUGGUACUUAUCUAUGUCAUAGAUGAGAAUGACAAUGCACCCAUCUUCGUUAAGCCUUCCUUCGUUGGCUGGAUCAUGGAGAAUGCUCCAUCACAAAGCAUGGUUCUGGAUGAGAGCAAUGCUCCCCUCGUGACCUAUGCAACGGAUGCUGAUCAAGACUCCAAUGCUCUGCUGGUCUAUGAGAUUUUGGAACCAGAGGCACUGAAAUAUUUCACCGUAGAUCCCAGCACAGGGACGCUGACCAGUCGUGCUGAUAUAGACUAUGAGCUCACCCCAGUUUUCCACUUCAGUGUACAUGUGCACGACAGUGGAAGUCCCAGCUUAUUUGCAUCAAAACCCACCAAGGUCACAAUCCACGUUAAAGAUGUGAAUGAUUCACCUCCAGUCUUUUUGAAAGAUACUUAUGAUCUUUCUGUUUUGCUACCCGCCCACCCCGGGAUGGAGCUUUUGUCAGUGCAAGCAAAAGAUGCAGAUUCGGAGGUGAUCUACAGCAUUGUGGAAGGGAACCUUGAUAACGCUUUCUAUAUUCAUCCUCUCACAGGUCUCAUCUCCAUUCUUAACGCUACUGGCCUGAGGAGCUAUCAUGAGCUCAUGGUCAGAGCUGGUGAUGGCUUAUAUAAGAGUACUGCUCUGGUUAAGCUAAACUUAACUCAAGCACAAGGUACUGGCUUGAAAUUUGAUCAAGACGUAUAUACAGCAACUGUGAUGGAGAACUCCACAGAUGAGAAGAUUCUAGCUAUCCUUGGGGUCAAGGGAUAUCAGCUAAAUGAACCCCUUUCCUAUUCGCUCUUGAAUGGAAAGGAAAGAUUCAAGAUGAUCCAGGCCUCUGGAGUACUUCAGACCAAGGGUGUGAAAUUUGACCGCGAAAUGCAAGAUAUGCAUGAGGUGGCUGUGGAAGUGAAGGACAACAGGAAACCACCAAGAGUGUCCCAAGCCACAGUCAAGGUUUAUGUAGAGGAUGUCAAUGACAACCCACCACAGUUUGAGAAUGUGCCAUAUUACACCUCGGUGCAGGACGGCACGGAGCCAGGGGAUGUAGUUUUCCAAGUGUCAGCAACAGACAAAGACAUAGGGGAUAAUGGAGCUGUUACCUACUCAUUUGCAGAGGACUACAAAUACUUUCAGAUUGACCCUUACCUAGGAGACAUCUCCCUUAAGAAGCCUCUUGAUUAUCAAGCUUUAAAUAAAUAUAACCUCCGAGUCAUUGCUAAGGACAAAGGAGAGCCUCCCCUCCGUGCUGAAGAGGAGGUUGUGAUCAGUGUGAGGAACAAAUCCAACCCUCUGUUCCAAAGUUUGUACUACCGAGUGAAGGUGCCAGAAAACAUCCCCCCAUACACGUCUAUCCUCCACAUACAGGCUCGCAGCCCUGAAGGCUUGCGCCUCAUCUACAACAUUGUGGAAGAAGACUCCCUGAAACUCUUCAACACUGACUUCAAAACUGGUGUCCUGACUGUCACAGGCCAGCUGGACUACGAACUAGAGACAAAACACAUGUUCACUGUUAGAGCCACAGACACAGCACUGGGAUCCUUCUCAGAAGCCAGAGUGGAGGUGGAGGUAGAGGACAUUAAUGACAAUCCCCCGGUAUUUUCUCAAAUCGUCUACACAGCGUCUGUCUCGGAGAGUUUGCCAGCACAGACUCCUGUUGUCCAACUCCUUGCUUCUGAUAAGGAUUCUGGCAGAAACAAAGUGGUUUCCUAUCAGCUCGUGGAUGAUGGUUCAGAUUCUACCAAGUUCUUUAAUAUUGAUGCCAGCACAGGGCAAAUAGCAACAGCUCAAGCACUUGACUAUGAAACAAAUCAACAGUUCCGCCUGAAAGUAAGAGCUGCAGAUCAUGGAAUGCCUCCACUUAGUAGUGAUGCCCUGGUAAUUGUAGAUGUGACCGACAUCAAUGACAAUCCCCCUGAGUUCAGCCAGCUUCAGUAUGAAGCCAAGGUCAGUGAAAUGGCUACGUGUGGGCACAUCGUGAUCAAAGUCCAGGCCCUGGACCCCGACAGUGGAGACACCACCCGACUGGAAUACGUGAUACUCUCAGGCAAUGACAAUAGGCAUUUUGCCAUCAACAGCACUUCUGGAAUAAUAUCCAUGUUCAACCGCUGCAAAAAGGACUUGGAGCCGUCCUACAGUCUCAGAGUUUCUGCUUCGGAUGGAGUUUUCAAGAGCACUGUGCCUGUGUAUAUCAACACCACAAAUGCCAACAAAUACAGCCCCUCUUUUCGGCAGAACGUGUAUGAGGCAGAGCUGGCAGAAAAUGCUGAGAUAGGUACCAAAGUGAUUGAGUUGGUGGCUAUUGACCCAGAUGGUGGCCCAUAUGGCACCAUAGACUAUACCAUCAUAAAUAAACUUGCCCAUGAGAAGUUCUCCAUAGACAGUAAAGGCUGUAUUUCCACAUUGCAAAAGCUGGACAGGGAAAAUUCAACAGAAAGAGUCAUAGCCAUUAAAGUCAUGGCCAAGGAUGGGGGUGGGAAGGUGGCCUUCUGCACUGUAAAAAUAAUCCUUACAGAUGAGAAUGACAACCCACCUCUGUUCAAAGCCUCUGAAUACACACUGUCCAUCCAGUCCAAUGUAAGCAAAGGUUCCCCUGUCAUCCAAGUACUGGCUUACGAUGCUGAUGAAGGUGCAAAUGCAGAUGUCAUUUAUUCUGUUGACUCCGUUGAAGAUGUGGCAGAAGACCUUGUGGAGAUCAAUGCUGCCACUGGGGUUGUUAAGGUCAAGGAGAGCCUUAUUGGUUUAGAAAACAGAGCCUUUAACUUCAAGGUGAAAGCUGAAGAUGGCAGACCCCCUCACUGGAACUCCCUUGUCCCAGUGAAUCUCCAGAUUGUCCCCAGGGAGGUGACAUUGCCAAGGUUUUCUGAGCCCCUUUAUACAUUCUCUGCAUCUGAGGAUCUUCCAGAGGGAUCAGAAAUAGGGUCAGUCAAAGCUUUUGCAGAGGAUCCCAUUAUAUACAGCCUGGUGAAGGGAACCACUACAGAAAGUAACAAGGAUGAGGUGUUCACACUGGACGAACAAACAGGGGUUUUGAAAAUCAAAAAACCCAUGGAUCAUGAGACCACCAAGUGGUACCAGGUUGAUGUUAUGGCUCACUGCUCACAUCAGGAGACUGAGCUGGUCUCUCUGGUCUCUGUGAACAUCCAAGUGCAGGAUGUCAAUGACAACAGACCUGUCUUUGAAGCAGAUCCCUACAAAGCUUUUGUCAUGGAGAACAUGCCUUCCGGAACCACAGUCAUUCAAGUGACAGCUAACGACCAGGACAUGGGAAGUGAUGGGCAGGUGACCUACAGUCUGGAAGCAGAAUCUGGCAACCUCCGUGGACUCUUCACCAUUGAUGGUGAGAGUGGGUGGAUCACCACACUGAAAGAGCUGGACUGCGAGGAGCAGGAGAUCUACCGCUUUUAUGUGGUGGCCACUGACCACGGCAGGAAAGUCCAGCUCUCUUCCCAAACCCUGGUGGAGGUCACUGUCUCAGAUGAAAAUGAUAAUGCUCCGCAGUUCACCUCAGAUUUCUACAAGGGGUCGGUGAUUGAGAACGCGGAGCCGGGGCAGGUGGUGGUCACACUGAGCACCAUCGACGCAGACAUCUCUGAGCAGAACCGGCGCGUCACGUGCUACAUAACCGAAGGAGACGUACUGGGACAGUUCACAGUUAAUGAAAUUGAGGGCGAAUGGACAAUUUCUUCCAAGAAGCCUCUGGACAGAGAAGAUACAGAGAAAUAUCUCCUCAAGGUUAUGGCCUCUGAUGGGAAAUUCCAGGCUACCACUGAAGUGGAAAUUUUUGUUCUGGAUAUCAAUGACAACAGCCCUGAGUGUGGCCAGAUACUCUACACUGGGAGAGUCUCUGAAGAUUCUGGGCCAGGUCUUUUCAUUUUGAAAAUAUCAGCAACCGACCCCGACGUUGGCAGCAAUGCCCAGAUAACCUACAGCCUCCACGGCCCCGGCGCGGAGGAGUUCCGGCUGGGACCACACACAGGGGAGCUGACCACAUCUGCACCCCUGGACCGCGAACAGAAACCCACGUACCACCUCGUUGCGAAAGCCACUGACGGCGGGGGCCGUUCCUGCCAGGCAGAUGUAACACUAAUUGUGGAGGACACAAAUGACAAUGCACCAAGAUUCUUCCCCAGUCACUGCGCCGUGGCCGUUUUCGAUAACACCACAACAAAGACACCCAUCGCUGUGGUCGCUGCCAGGGACCUUGAUGAAGGUCUCAACGCUGAGGUGGUCUAUUCUCUGUCUGACUCUGCCAAUGGACACUUUUCAAUUGAGGAAACCACAGGGGUGAUCCGUCUGGAAAAGCCUCUGAAGGAUUCUCAGCACUCAGCAUUUGAGCUGACUGUCUGUGCUACUGACCGGGGCACCCCACAGCCCCUCUCUGCUCUUGGCACUGUCACUGUCUCUGUUGUGGAUCUAAACGAGUACCUGCCUGUUUUCCUGGCCCCUGAAUAUGUGGCCAUGGUAAAAGAAGACGUGGCUGUGGGUACAGAGGUCCUCAACUUGUCAGCCUUGACAAGGGACAAUGCAGAAAACACAGAGAUCAAGUAUGAAAUUGUGAAUGGCAACGACCACGGGAAAUUUCAGCUCAACUCAAACACAGGUGCCUUAUACAUAAACGGGAGCCUGGACUUUGAAGCGAGUCACGAGUAUUACCUGUCUAUUGAGGGCACAAGGAAGGGCUCAGCCUCUCUCAGCGAUGUGACCAUGGUGGUGAUCAACAUAACUGACAUCAAUGACCAUGCACCAGAGUUCAUCCAAGACCCUUACUUCACUGAUAUCCGGGAGGACGCUGCAGUUGGAGAAGUCAUCCUCACGGUGUCAGCUGAUGACUUGGAUGGAGCAAUGAACAAUCAGAUCACAUAUUCCAUCGUGGAAGGGAACCCACUGGGACACUUUGCCAUUCAGCCCAGAAGUGGGCAGAUCAGCAUUGCCAAGCAUCUGGACAGGGAGGAGAUCCCCAGUUAUUCCUUGACAGUUCGAGCCACGGACAACGGCCACCCGCCUCAGUUCAGUGACGUCCCUGUGCAUGUCCAUGUGUCUGAUGUCAAUGACAACCCUCCUCGGUUCUUCCAGCUCAACUACAGUGUGGUGGUGCAGGAGAAUGCUCCCGUGGGUACAAGCGUCCUGGAGCUGAUUAUGAGCGACAGGGAUUCCCCAGAAAAUGGACCACCGUACUCAUUCCAGAUUACCCAGGGCAACGAUGGGAAGGCCUUUGAUGUCACCCAGAAUGGUCUGCUGGUGACAUCGUCUGUCCUGAAUAGAAGAAUGAAAGAACAGUACCUACUGCAAGUCCAGGUCUCUGACAGUGGUAUCCCUCCUCUGUCCUCAUCUGCAUUUAUAAACAUCCAAGUGACUGAGCAGAGCCAAUAUGCCCCCUCAGCCCUUCCCCUGGAAAUAUUCAUCACCACCAACGAGGAAGCCUUCAGAGGGGGCGUUCUGGGGAAGAUCCACGCCACGGACCGAGACCCCCAUGAUACGCUGCUGUACACUUUGGUGGCAGAAGUGCCCAAGGAAGGGCUCUUCUCUGUCGGGGCUGCCGAUGGGAAGAUCAUUGCUGGGGACAAGCUUCCCCACGGCCACUACCUUCUGAACGUGACAGUCAGCGAUGGGACGUUCACAGCCACCACCAGCGUCAACGUCCACGUGUGGUGCUUCACGCAGGAGGCCUUGGACAAGGCAGUGGUGCUGCACUUCCGACACCUCUCCCCCGAGGAGUUUGUGGGGGACCACUGGCGCAACUUGCAGAGAUUUUUGGGGAACAUCCUUGUCACCCGGCGCCAAAACAUCCACAUGGCCAGCUUACAGCCUGCAGCUGCCUCUGAUGGAGUGGACCUGCUCUUGGCUGUCGGGGAGCCACACGGCUCCCUGUACGAGCCCCGGGUCCUGGCGAAUAAGCUCACUGUGUCAGCGGGGGAGAUGGACCAGCUCGUCGGUCUCCGGAUGAAGAAGGCGAUUCAUGUGCCGUGUCAUGGGUCAGACUGUGCCCACCGUGUGUGCAAGGAGACAAUUCAGCUGGAUCCAGGCAUGAUGUCUACUUACAGCACCGCCCGACUCAGCGUCCUGACCCCCCGCCACAGCCUGGAGCAGAUCUGUUCUUGCAACGGAACAGCUGUGAGGUUUGGGGGUCACAGCUACAUUUGGUACCAGCACUCCCAGGUCGGCUCCUGGCACAUACACUUUCGCCUGAAGACCCACCAGCGUCAUGCGGUCGUGUUCUCUGCCAACGGGACGGACCACGCCACUUUGGAGAUGGUUAACGGGGUGCCUCACCUUGGGUACAGCUGCCGGGGGAACUCCACCGGGAACCUCUCCUCCUCCCGCUUUGUGAGCGACGGCGAGUGGCACUCGGUCUUCCUGGAGGUGAAGAACGUGUCCGUCCGCCUGCUCAUCGAUGGCCUGGGAAAUGCCUCUCUCCAGCUGCCAGGGACCUGUAGUGUCUCCCAGGGCAGACGGGACCUGAUUUUUGGGGGCCUCCGGCAGUCACUGCAUUCCCAGAGAGUCACACGGGGGUUCAGGGGCUGCCUGGAUGUGGUUGCCAUCAACGGCAGAGAAGUGGUUCUCCUGCCUGGGAAAGGGCAGUCAAAAGAAAUCAUGGAGCAGGUGGGGAUAAAGCAGUGUUGCUCCCCCACUGGUGCCUGCAGCAGCAACCCAUGCCUCAACAACGGGAUGUGCUCCGAAACUCACGGAGGAGGUUACACCUGCAUUUGCCCCGGGCUGUUCUCUGGUGAGCGCUGCGAGCUUGGGGACAGUCCCUGCGAGUCCAAGCCCUGCCUGCACGGCGGGACCUGCACCCUCUCCGCCACCGGCUACUCCUGCCACUGCCCUGACUGGUCCGUGGGUGAGAGGUGCGAGAAGCUGGCCGAGGAGUGCCAAGACAACCCAUGCCGCAACUCCGGGCGCUGCGUGAGCAGCCAGGGCUCUGUCCACUGCAUCUGCCCCUCCGAUUACCAAGGGGACUACUGCACCCAGCCCAUCAUCACCCCCGCCAUCGUGCCCACGCAGUGGGCGGUGGGCCCCGAGGAGAUCGCGGAGAUCGUGGCGGGUGUGGUGGGGGCGGCCAUCCUGGUCGUGGCCUUCGUGCUCAUCCGCAAGCGCUACCGGCACCGCGCCAAGGCUCACAAGCCCGUGGCCAGGGAGGACCCCGACCUGCUCUCCAAGAGCGAGUUCUCCAAGAGCGUGGGCGUGGGCACCCAGGCCGUGCCACCCAUCGAGCUCAACAUCCUCAGCGACGCAGCGCACAACAACCUGGACCGGGCCACGCCGGAGCAGCGCAAACCCACCGGCACCCCCGAAUUCGUCACCUUCAACUCUGCCAACGUCCCCAAGCACCGGGGCACCAUCGUGUGCAGUGUGGCUCCCAACCUGCCCCCUGCUGCACCCCCCUCCAACUCCGACAACGAGUCCUUCAUCAAGUGCACCUGGGCCAGGGAGGAGAUGGUCUACCCAGCAGAAACAACCUACUGGCCACCCCGGUACCUGUCGUCAGAUGUCCAGGAAUAUUCCCACUACGAGAUCAUUCAAGGCCCCCCUGCGUCCUCCUCCCACCCUCCUCUCCCUCCACCACCCCCUCCACCAGCAGACACGGAGCCGGUCGCCCUUUACGGGGGCUUUCCCUUCCCACUGGACCAGAGCAACAAGCGAGCACCCAUCCCGCCCCGCUACAGCAACCAGAACCUGGAGGACUUCCUGCCACUCGGCCCUGUGGACAUGGGAGCUUCCCAGUGCCAGAAUGAGUACACGGCCAUCAGCUACUACCCAGCCCAGCUGGUGCAGGGCGAGGGUGUCCCGUACCAGCCCGACCCGGGCUACAAGCGGGUGAGCAUGCGGCUGAGCGUGGCCCAGCCCUCCUAUGCGGACUGCGAGGUGGGCCACCAGCCCAGCAUCCGAGCCCAGCCCCUGCCACCCCCCAACUACGAGGGCUCUGACAUGGUGGAGAGCGACUACGGGAGCUGCGAGGAGGUGAUGUUUUAACGGGGGCUCGCUCUUGAGAUGGGAAGAGAAGCACAUCUCCACGCAGAACAGUGUGCAGGGGGCUGGCACGUGCUGCUGAAGGGAGGCUCCUGUGUGUCCCCCACAGCUUGCAGCAUCUCCCCCUGCAUGGCUGGGUUGUAAUUUGGCUGGAUCUUUCCCCUCACUGCCCUCCACAGUGCUCCUGCUGGAAAUGGAGGGGAAAUGCUCCAGCCACUGCUGGGACACGGAGGAUGCUCCUGGGAUGCCAGUGACUAACCUGCCUCUUUACCAAGGGGACUUCCUUUGACAUCAUGUAGGGCCACAGCAUGCCACCUCCUCCCUCCCUGGCCACAGGGAGGAUGAGGAGCAGAGCAAGCACUGUGGGUAUGGCAGCAGUCGUGGUGGAGAAGGUAUGAAAGGACUAGUGAUGCACAGCCUGGCAGUGCCCCACGUGGGGUAGCAGAGGCCCCCUGCCCCCAGCUCUGACUUCAAGGGCUUGCAUCAAGCCAACAGUUUGCCCAGUGGAAUGGAUCAGCUGGUGCAAACCCUCUUCCAUGUCUGCUCCCUGAUACUGGGAGAGAGAUGAGGGAAUGCAGCUGGUCCCUUCAGCACAUCCCUCACUUGGCCAAGAGAAGUCCAAGGGGAAAAAAAAAAGAAAAAGAAAAAAAAGAGUCCAUUUCUGUGGAAAACCAAGCAACAAGGUUUGUCACACCAGGAACCACCCACAGACUCGAACCAGUCUGCCCAGUCAGGCUGUGCUCACACAACUGAGGGAGACCCUGCCCCAAGGACUGUGUGCACAGCUGUGCCCCCGUGGCUGUCACGGUCCCACGCUGAACACAGCAGGACACGGUCCUGCCCCCCAGCUGGGGCUCCCUGGUGCAUCCCAGAAAGACUGGCCAGCACCACCUGGAGACAGGGCACCGAGGCCACUGAGCGUGGGUUUGCCUGUUUGUCCUUGUGCUUGGAAAUGUAUCGUUUCUUCGUGAGAGGUUUUCUUUGGUUGGUUGUUUGAUGUAACUUUUUUUGUUGUCGAAUUUUU
Corapipo altera (White-ruffed manakin) is the source of this 14413-nucleotide messenger RNA. It is a transcript of the gene FAT2, whose product is annotated as FAT atypical cadherin 2. The coding region runs from base 202 to 13392 and encodes 4396 amino acids. The record is from RefSeq and is a predicted model, not a curated record. Gene Ontology annotation, molecular function: calcium ion binding. Gene Ontology annotation, biological process: homophilic cell-cell adhesion. The transcript is spliced from 24 exons. Gene Ontology annotation, cellular component: plasma membrane; adherens junction. Lineage: Eukaryota; Metazoa; Chordata; Aves; Passeriformes; Pipridae.